GUCGGGACGGGGGAUGCGGGACCGAUCUGCGGAGCUGCGGGUCUUAUGCUUUCGGAGACUGUUUUUCUUUCUUUAUUAGUAAUUUUUUCCCCCUCCUCCUCACGCUAUGAAUUCACUUUUCACGCCGUCUGCUAUGUAUGAAGGGCUAAACAGGCCACCGUUUGCGGUUCCUUCGGCCGGCGUGAGACCCCGAUGAGCGCGGAGAGGACAGGAUGCCCGCCAGCGGCGCCGACUCGCUGAAGCCCAGCGCCUUCAUCCCGGUGUGCACGGCCGCCUGCCUCCUGGUCGGCUCCACAUCCAUGUUCUUCGUCUUCACAUGCCCGUGGUUGGCUGUGACCAUCUGCCCCGCUGUUCCACCAUGCUGUGCCGUCCUUUUUCUUUUUGUGCUUGCCAACUUCACCAUGGCCACCUUCAUGGAUGCCGGGGUUCUCCCUGUAGCUGGCGAGGACGAAGACAAGGAGGACGAGUUCCGCGCUCCGUUGUACAAAAAUGUGGACGUGAAAGGCGUCCAGGUGAGGAUGAAGUGGUGCGCGUCGUGCCACUUCUACAGACCUCCUCGCUGCUCCCACUGCAGCGUCUGCGAUCACUGUGUGGAGGAUUUUGACCAUCACUGUCCAUGGGUGAACAACUGCAUUGGGAGAAGAAACUACCGCUACUUCUUUCUCUUUCUCUUGUCCCUCACCUUUCACAUGAUCGCUGUGUUCACCUUUGGCCUCGUAUACGUCCUGCACCACGCGGACGAUUUAUGGAAGCUGCAUUGCCUCAUCACUUUGGUAGUGAUCAGCAUAUCAGGCCUGUUUCUCAUACCAGUCCUGGGUCUCACUGGUUUCCACCUGUACCUGGUGUCCAGAGGUCGGACCACCAACGAACAAGUAACUGGCAAGUUUCAAGGAGGAAUAAAUCCUUUUUCACGAGGCUGUUGUAGCAACAUGGAGUAUCUAGUUUGCAGCCCCAUUUCUCCAAAUUACACAUCAAGGACCUGCAAAAAAACAGUCAUCCUGGUGCAGCCUCCGUUCCUCAGACCAGAGGUUGACAGACAGAUGGCAGUGAAAAUCAGGGACAACGGCAUCCAGAGCCUAGCGAUACAAAAUAAGCAAUCCUCAGCUGGAGCUGUCGAGCUGUCAGACAUCAAACAGCCAAAAAACCCGCCGCCGCCGCUGCCUCCAAAACCGGAUCGCGGUCUGCUGAAAAGCCAAGUUGCUGUGUUGGAUGAUUUGGGACAUCACACCAAAUCCAUCAUUCCUGUUUCUAUUCCGACUGUGCCACAGUUACGUCCGGUUCUGGAGGCCAUCUCCAGAGGAUCCUCACCCAUUCCCCCAGAGCAGCUGCUGAAGACAUCCGAGCAGCAAGGCAUCAACAAAGGUCCCGACCUCGGCUCUAACACCAGAGAAAGCCCUGCGAGAGGCAGCCAUCAGGCCGGUGCGCCUGUCUCAGCUCCCCUCCAGCCCUCGACGGUCUCCAGCUCUCUGCAGCUCAACUCUCUGACGCUCAGCUCUCGCUCUCUCACCUUAAAACACAGCAGCCGCAAUGGCAGCAAGUCCCAGCUUCUUUCGAUGAACCCCGAUGGGCUGGGAUCCAAUUCCUCCCCUGGGAUCAUCACAACUUCCAGUCUGUUGGCCAACCAGUGCAGCGGCAGCAGCAACAGCAAACCCUCCUAUGAUAACCUCGUCAGGCCUUCAGACCCUCAGUUCAUGGUCCAAAGAGGGGCCCCUCCUGUCAGCUACCACACUCAUUUUAUGGGUCUGGGUACUGAUGGGGCUGUGCAGCGUCCGCCUCCUCACUCCUACAGUCCUGUGUUUAUGGGAGUCACCAGACAAUCUCCACAACCCCGAGAGUCCACCUCAAGGGAUCCCUCACCGUCUUUACCAGGUUUCCUUCAGAGAGACUCUUCCCCUGCCUAUCACGGACUUAUCACGAGAGACCUCCAAUCCCAGAGCAUAGCAACACGAGACAUACCCCCUUCCGGUCUGGUGAAACGAGACUUGACCUCCCAAGGUCUUCAAGACAACCUUAGAGAUCUCUAUCCCCACGAUGUGAGUCUUCCGAUGUCUGCCGCCGCACGCUACGACAACUUUUCAAAAACAAUCAUGGCUUCCAUCCAGGAGAGAAGGGAGCAGGAGGAGAGGGAGAGGAUGCUCCGCGUCAGUGCCAGAUCGCAGGUGCUCUACGGCCCAGACGUUGGGAUCUACGACAUCCCCAGCAGGAGGAGUCUACCUCCGGACAACAUUCGACCUCCAGGUUCCCGUGGACCAACACCACCGGCCUAUGGCUCCAGGGAGUUCCUGAUGAGCACGGGCAUUCUGGGAUACGGCAUCAGGACCUCACCUCUCUCCAGCUCUUCCACGUCAUCCCUGACCCGUGGCCCAAAAACCUCCAGCUCACCGCUGCAGAGCAGCAGCAGCAGCCUGCAAAGCAAGGGGCGCCCUACGUCCCCUGCCUACUGUCCUCCUGAGAGACACGCCCAGGGUCCACCGUCCUCCACGUCCACGCUGCCCCGUUUAUCUUCCAGCGCCUAUCCCACGCCCCCGUACACUUCCUACGCCACGGCAAAGCGCUCCUCGCUCCCGUUCCCCUCCGAGGGGAAGGAGUCUGUCAGCCUUGGAGCUCUGAAAUAAAACCAUAUUCCAGGUUUUCAACGGUGCGAGUGAAUCAUCUAUGCAGUGUUAGUUUUAGUUUUCUCAGCUCGAAAAUCUUUUGUAAAUAAGAGGCCGUUUGAGGCUUUCUGGUGUGGGAGAAUGUGUGGAAAACAAAGUGCACACAGGAACGAACUUGGAAGUGUCUAUUGCGACGGAAAACAAACUGUGAAUCUCAGGAUAUCUGUGCCUCCUAAUUAUAUGUAAACAGGAAGCACCAGUGACUAAAUCAACGCAGAAGAGCUAAAUACCAGAUACAGAUUGAAUAUUAUCUGUUUGAAUUUUUGAUAUUGUGAAAAUUCGUCAAACCACAACAUCCAAUUUGACUCGUAUCCUUUAAAAAAAA
Poecilia latipinna (sailfin molly) is the source of this 2979-nucleotide messenger RNA. It is a transcript of the gene zdhhc8a, whose product is annotated as zDHHC palmitoyltransferase 8a. The transcript is spliced from 10 exons. The record is from RefSeq and is a predicted model, not a curated record. Lineage: Eukaryota; Metazoa; Chordata; Actinopteri; Cyprinodontiformes; Poeciliidae. Gene Ontology annotation, molecular function: palmitoyltransferase activity. Gene Ontology annotation, biological process: protein palmitoylation. The coding region runs from base 213 to 2615 and encodes 800 amino acids.